Messenger RNA from Pundamilia nyererei, 2206 nucleotides. RefSeq names its product melatonin receptor type 1B-like. The record is from RefSeq and is a predicted model, not a curated record. NCBI's taxonomy places the organism in Eukaryota, Metazoa, Chordata, Actinopteri, Cichliformes, Cichlidae. Gene Ontology annotation, cellular component: plasma membrane. The coding region runs from base 659 to 1717 and encodes 352 amino acids. Gene Ontology annotation, molecular function: melatonin receptor activity. Gene Ontology annotation, biological process: G protein-coupled receptor signaling pathway. The transcript has 2 exons.
GAUUCUCCACAGCCCGCGUCUCCAUUUGGAUCACACGAGUUGUUAUUCAGCAAGAAUGGCACACCACAGCGGUUAAGGAGGCAGAGUAUAUUUAUAGAUUUUCAAACAGACCCCAGUCUUUAUUCUGGCAGAUUUUUUUAUUUUUAUUUUUUUAAGUGAUGAGCUUCGGUAUUUAAGUUGAACGCAGGUUGUGUUGCUCACAGUGCUCUCAGAGCCAUCAGACUCCGUGUUGCUCUGUGCGCGCACGCUUUUGCAUCCUCGGAUUUCCAUUACGCACAGGACAGCGCUCACAUGCCUCCUGGAAGAGCUACCCUGUCAGAAUGGAGCGGCGCGCAGCAGGAGCCUGUGUGACUGACCGCACUCAGAGCCGCCGUGAAACUCGAGCUUUCCCAACCUUUCUCACUUCAUACUUCCCCUAGGAUGGGCAAAGCGUGUGACUAUUCUAAAGAUCAUGUCAGGACUCGCGUCCUCUGAGCCUCCUAGUACUCCACAGUCAGAGGAGUGUGGUUUCAUGCGCAAAUAAGUUCAAGACACCCUCCCGUGAAGUCAUUUUGCCUUUUUGGUUUGUGCUUCUUCUUCUUCUUCUUAAUUUCAAAUUUUCAUCUGAACACUUGUAAGCCCACCAUGGCAGCUGCAUCCUGAGGAGGUGGUGGAGGAGAUGGAUGUAGAGGAGAAGAAUGUGAACGGUUCGAGCUGUUUGCGGAAUGAGAGCGACUGCGGGCUGAGCGCUACCUCGGCCGGAGUGUCCACUGCGCUGGCCAGCGUGCUGAUCUUCACCAUCGUGGUAGACAUCCUGGGAAACGUCCUCGUCAUCCUGUCCGUGUACAGGAACAAAAAGCUACGGAACCCAGGCAACAUCUUUGUGGUGAGUUUGUCUGUGGCAGACCUGGUGGUGGCGCUGUACCCCUAUCCACUGGUCCUGACAGCCAUCUUUCACAAUGACUGGACUAUGGGUGACCUGCACUGCCAGGUCAGCGGCUUCAUCAUGGGCCUCAGUGUUAUCGGCUCCAUUUUCAACAUCACGGCUAUCGCCAUCAAUCGCUACUGCUACAUCUGCCACAGUCUCCACUACGAUCGUCUGUAUAGCCUGAGGAACACGCUCUGCUACCUGGGUCUUACUUGGCUACUCACCGCCAUUGCCACUAUUCCCAACUUCUUCGUCGGCUCACUGCAGUACGACCCUCGCAUCUACUCCUGCACCUUUGCUCAGACCGUUAGCUCAUACUAUACUAUCUCCGUGGUGAUUAUUCAUUUUCUGAUCCCUCUGCUGGUGGUGUCCUACUGCUACAUGAGGAUAUGGGUGCUCGUCAUUCAGGUGAAACACCGAGUUAAACCAGAGCAAAGGACCAAACUGAAACCUAGUGAUGUGAGGAACUUCCUGACUAUGUUUAUGGUGUUUGUCUUGUUUGCCGUGUGCUGGGCCCCACUGAACCUCAUAGGCCUGGCUGUAGCCAUAAAUCCUCCGAAGGUUGCACCCAACAUACCCGAGUGGCUUUUUGUCACAAGCUACUUUAUGGCGUACUUCAACAGCUGCCUCAAUGCCAUCAUAUAUGGACUGCUCAACCAAAAUUUCCGCAAAGAGUACAAGACCAUUCUCCUCGCUCUUUGCGUUCCUCGUUUGCUCCUCACGGAAACUUCAAGAUGUGCCACAGAGGGACUGAAGAGCAAGCCUUCACCAGCUAUAACAAACAAUAAUGUGGCGGAGAUAGAUGUAUGAACUUUUACCGGGAACGUGGAUGUGUCCUGUGAUUCACAGAGUGCCUUUUCAGGAUCUGUUUCUUUUUCAUGUUGUAAAGAUGCAUUUGUGUUUGGUGAGGACACUGCUGCCAUCAUAUUCCUUCCAGCUUGCUGGACACUUUGCACUCCUGUUGAGAACAAACAUCGAUUGUAUAAUUAUAAGUAUUCUGUGUUCAAUAGUGAGUUUCAAGACAGAUUAACAAACUGGGAGGAAAAAGUGCAGAAAGAACAAAUUACUGGGAACAUUCAGAUUGUAUAUAGUGGCCAGCUGUGAAAAUUAUUUUCUUAAAUUCUCAAAAUCUUUCACGAACACUUAAGGUCCGAUACUCUUUGGGUGAGGGACCUACUUUUAAAGCCAAGUCCCAGCUUGUGUAUAUCACGUGUACGAGAAUGACUCACUGCCUAUUUGCACAGAAUAAUUACGAGUAUGUCAGCACCAUGGUGAUAAUGAAAUAAAUGUAUUUUCUAU